AGUUGCAUUCUAAAAUUUAUGUUUGUCAAAAUUGACAAUUCAGUAUAACCUACGAACAUGUGCAUUAUUUUGCUUAUAUUAACCCUUAAAUGUAUGCUCUUAUUUAUUAAUGUUUAACCAGCUUUAGAGAGCCAAUAAGGUGAAAAUUAGUGCACUUAUUCAAUACCUGAUAUUCUUCAAGAUAAAGCGCCAUGUUUACCACCAAGUGUUUCAUCAAAAAGAACAAAAUCGGGAAUUUCCUGAAACACGUUCGAGAACACUAUAUCAGAGACGACAUUUCCUGCGGAAUACCCAGCUGUGAUGAUUGCAACGCUGAAGCCUCCAGCCACUUGAAUGAAGUGCACCUCAACAAGUGUUCUCUAUUCAAAUUCGAGCAUUUUAUCAUCCUGGACACGAACGUGAUUUUAGACCAGAUGGAUGUGCUGGAAGAGCCAAUCAUUUGCAACGUGAUUAUUCUGCAUACGGUUUAUAAGGAGGUGAAACAUCGCAGUUUGCCGAUUUAUAAGCGCUUGAACGCGGUGCUGGAAAACCCCAGCAGACAUUUUUACAUUUUUGUCAAUGACCAUCACAAAGACACCUUCCUGCCUGAGGACAAAAACGAACUAAUCAACGAUCAUAAUGAUCGAUGUAUUAGAAAAGCCACCUCUUGGUACAUGGGGCACGUGCCAAAGGGACACUUUGUGUUGAUCACAGAUGAUGCAAAGAAUCGACAACUGGCGUUGGCCGAUAACAUCCCCACCUGUACCAUCACUGACUAUGUAAAGCAUUUAGAAAACAACUCGAUUCUGCAGGAUAAACUGUCCAGAAAGGACUUCCACAGCGAAAAGGAGGCCAAAGACAUUUUCCCACCACACUUAUCCACCGCGGCCCUCUUAAAGGGGAUUAAGGAAGGCGUUUUACACCAAGGAACUUUCAGAGCUUCCAAAGACAAUUUCCUCGAAGGCUUCGUCUCAGUGGAUGGCUUUACAGAACCCGUGCUACUGCAAGGACGCGACGGUUUGAACAGAUCAGUCGACGGCGAUAUUGUAGCUGUUGAAGUUUUCAAAAUGGAAAACUGGGUGAGUCCAAGCGAAAUCGUUCUGGAGGACGAAGGCGUUUCUGAAGAGUCCAUCGAAGACGUGGAACAAAAAGAACAAGCCUUGAAGAACACCACUGUGCAGGAAGCGGAAAUCAAACCCACCGGCCGCGUAGUGGGAAUAAUUCGCAGGAAAUGGAAGCAGUAUUGUGGAAUUAUUCAGGGCAAUUCAGAGGGACUCUAUCAGAUCUUCGUACCCGCUAACCGAUCAAUUCCGAAAGUGCGCAUCGAAACUCGCCAAGCCGAGUUCUUGAAGACCCAGAAACUGAUUGUUACUAUCGACUCAUGGCCAAGAUCCUCCCGGUACCCGCAUGGUCACUUUGUGAGAGCUCUGGGCCGUAUCGGCAGCCAAGACACGGAAAACGAAGUAGUACUGCUAGAACACGACGUGCCCCACAGUCAGUUCUCCGAAGAAGUGCUCAGCUGCCUGCCGAAACUUCCCUGGAUUAUCACGGAAGAAGACGAGAAGCGCAGGGUUGAUCUGCGAAGCAUCGAUAUAUGCUCAGUGGACCCUCCCGGCUGUACAGACAUCGAUGACGCUCUUCAUUGUCGGCUCAUUGAAGAGGGCAAGCUGGAAGUGGGUGUCCAUAUUGCGGAUGUGUCCCACUUCAUUCGCCCGGGUACUGCCAUUGACUCGGAGGCAGCUUCACGAGCCACCACCGUAUAUCUAGUAGGCACCCGCAUUGACAUGGUUCCGGGACUGCUGAGCUCGAAUUUGUGCUCCCUUAGAGGUGGCGAAGACAGAUUUGCCUUCUCGUGCAUAUGGGAGAUGGACCUGCAGGCCAAUAUCCUCAGUACAAGAUUCCACAAGAGUAUUAUCAAAUCAAAAAGCGCCAUGACGUAUGAAGAAGCCCAACUCACCAUAGAUGACCAAACAAAAACCGAUGCCAUUGCCGAAUCUUUGCGGAAUCUGAACAAGCUGGCCAAGAUUCUGAAGAAGCGUCGUCUAGAAAACGGCGCUUUAGUUUUGGCUUCCACUGAAGUCAAGAUUCUGAUGGACUCAGAAACCAUGGAACCCUUGGACGUGGAAUUGAAGAAAAUGUACCAAACCAACUCAAUGGUGGAAGAGUUCAUGUUGCUGGCCAACAUCAGUGUGGCCCAAAAGAUACUGCAAGAGUUUCCAGACUGCGCGAUGCUCAGACGACAUCCCACUCCCCCUGCUUCCAACUUUGAUCCUCUCGUCAAAGCGGGCAGGCAUUUGGGCUUCGAUAUUCAAGUGGACUGUGGAAGGAAUCUAGCAGACUCUUUGGACAGGGCAGUUAAACCGGAGAACCCAUACCUUAACACGAUGCUGAGGAUGUUGGCUACCAGAUGCAUGUUGCAAGCGGUUUAUUUCCCCAGCGGAACAUUGCAGAAGGAGGACUUUUACCAUUACGGCCUGGCUGUCCCACUUUACACCCAUUUUACAUCCCCCAUUCGUCGAUAUGCCGACAUAAUCGUUCAUCGGUUGUUGGCGGUUAUUUGUGGGUCGGACAGCACCUAUCCAGACUUGCUGGACAAGCAGAAAUCCAGCGAACUGUGCCAGAAUUUGAACUACCGCAACAGAAUGGCGCAAUACGCCGGAAGGGCCUCAGUAGCUUUCAACACUCAUCUGUUCUUCAAGGGCAAGCUCAACGAUGAGGAAGGCUACAUUUUGUAUGUGAGGAAAAACGCCCUACAGAUUCUGAUUCCCAAGUACGGUCUGGAAUGCACACUGUAUUUGGUAAAAAAGAACGAAACCACGCUGUUCGAGUACGAUGAAGAGCACCAAACGCAAAGGGCAGGCGAUGUGGUGUUUCAUACUUUCGACCCGGUUACCAUCAGAUUGCAGCUGGAUUCCAGCAAUAUUCAACACGAAAAAUUCUCAGUUUUGCUGGUGCAACCUGCCAUUCCUGGAUUCAGCGUUCCAGCUCUAUCGAAAGACGAUGAACAGGUGAACGAUGCAGAGCCGGUGAAAAAGGGCAAAAAACGGAAAAAUAUCGCCGCUAAGAGUCCCAAGAAAAGCAAAUCAUAAACGCUGAGUUCGUUAAGUUUUAUCGUUGACUUUGAUUAAAAGUUUUGUAAAUUUA
Messenger RNA from Dendroctonus ponderosae (mountain pine beetle), 3123 nucleotides. RefSeq names its product exosome complex exonuclease RRP44 (gene Dis3). The transcript is spliced from 3 exons. The record is from RefSeq and is a predicted model, not a curated record. Gene Ontology annotation, molecular function: endonuclease activity; 3'-5'-RNA exonuclease activity; RNA binding. Gene Ontology annotation, cellular component: cytoplasmic exosome (RNase complex); nuclear exosome (RNase complex). Gene Ontology annotation, biological process: rRNA catabolic process. NCBI's taxonomy places the organism in Eukaryota, Metazoa, Arthropoda, Insecta, Coleoptera, Curculionidae. Bases 192 to 3068 code for a protein of 958 amino acids.